Molecule: messenger RNA, 1435 nt
Organism: Austrofundulus limnaeus
Lineage: Eukaryota; Metazoa; Chordata; Actinopteri; Cyprinodontiformes; Rivulidae
Product: lactation elevated protein 1
Cellular component (GO): mitochondrion; cytoplasm
Molecular function (GO): ATP binding; ATP hydrolysis activity
Source: RefSeq, a predicted model, not a curated record
GUCAUUCCGUGGCGGUGGGCCGGGUGGCGGAGGAGCAGGGGGGCGGGUUCGGCGGGCCUCUGGAUCACUACAGCGGAUUAAUCCGAGCUGGGACCCUGCGGGAGGACGAGCACCAGAGAGAGGUUCUGCAGAAACUGGACCAGCUUCACCGAACCCUGAGAGGAUACAGCAACACACCCACAUCCCUCUUCUCCAGGUUUUUCACCAAACCGAUGCCUCCUAAAGGAUGUUACAUCUACGGUGACGUUGGGACAGGGAAGACCAUGGUGAUGGACAUGUUUUAUUCUCAUGUGGAGACAGAGAAGAAGAAGAGGGUUCACUUCCAUGGCUUCAUGCUGGAUGUUCAUCAACGGAUCCAUCGGCUGAAGCAGAGCAUGCCCAAAAGGAAGGCAGGAAAAAUGGCCAAAUCUUAUGAUCCCAUAGCUCCAGUAGCUGAGGAGAUCAGCGAGGAGGCCUGUCUGCUGUGCUUUGAUGAGUUUCAGGUGACUGAUAUUGCUGAUGCCAUGAUUCUAAAGCAGCUUUUUGAGAAUCUGUUUCUGAACGGUGUUGUUGUCGUGGCAACCUCAAAUCGUCCCCCUGAAGACUUGUAUAAAAACGGACUGCAGAGAGUCAACUUCGUGCCUUUCAUUGCAGUGUUACAGAAAUAUUGCCAAACUCUUCGCCUGGACUCUGGGAUUGACUACCGCAAACAAAAUCGACCCUCAGCUGGAAAACUCUAUUUUCUCUCCAGUGAGCCUGACGUUGAAGCAACACUAGAUAAGAUGUUUGACCAGUUGGCUUUUAAGCAGAAUGACAUAACACGACCGCGGGUUUUAAAUGUUCACAAUCGUAAAGUGCGCCUGAGGAAAGCAUGUGGGACCAUUGCCGACUGUACGUUUGAGGAGCUGUGUGACAGACCUUUAGGGGCCAGUGAUUACCUGGAAAUGUGCCGUCUGUUUGACACAGUUUUUAUCAGACACAUUCCUCUGCUGACGCUGAACAAGAAGACACAGGCCAGGCGCCUCAUAACGCUGGUGGAUACCCUGUACGAGCACAAGGUGCGCCUGGUGAUUCUUGCAGAUCAGCCACUGGAGAAUAUUUUUGUACACGACAUGGAUCACUGUCAGGAUGAGAGCCACGUUCUAAUGGAUGACCUGGGGCUGAAAAGGGAGGAGGCCAGCAGCCUGUCCAUCUUCAGUGGUGAAGAAGAGAAGUUUGCCUUCCAGAGGACAGUUUCCCGCCUCACAGAGAUGCAGACAGAAGAUUAUUGGUUGGAGGGAGACAGAAGUUUAAAACAAGAGUUAUUUUAAAUGAACCUUAGGGUCUUGCUCAGGUCCAAGUUUUUAUUUUCCUGGAAAAGCGCUGGACAAGUUUUGGAAAAAGACCAUCAAUGAAGAUUUAAGAAGCCUCUUUAUCUAUUUUUAUGCAUUUGAAAAAUAAAAAAUGAAUUAACUUA